Messenger RNA from Manihot esculenta (cassava), 1505 nucleotides. Its product is annotated as NAC domain-containing protein 73. Gene Ontology annotation, molecular function: DNA-binding transcription factor activity; transcription cis-regulatory region binding. Bases 247 to 1134 code for a protein of 295 amino acids. Lineage: Eukaryota; Viridiplantae; Streptophyta; Magnoliopsida; Malpighiales; Euphorbiaceae. Gene Ontology annotation, cellular component: nucleus. The record is from RefSeq and is a predicted model, not a curated record. Gene Ontology annotation, biological process: regulation of DNA-templated transcription. The transcript is spliced from 3 exons.
AUCAUGCAAAGGACUAAAAAGUGAGCAAAGGAUUUAAUUCCUUCCACUGCCCUCAAGAAGAAAUGGCUUGAGGGACAACACAUGCUUUAGAAGAAGAGACAAAUUUGCUUUUCUCCUUUUCUCUUCUUCUCAUCACCCAUUCUUUCUCUCUCUCUCUCUCUCUAUCCCUUAGUCUUUUUUUUUUCUCCAUUUUUCAAAAUUAAGGAGUAGCAGUAGAGGAGAGAGCAAGAAAGAAAGGAUUCAUUAAUGACUUGGUGCAAUGACAGUAAUGAUGUUCAAACCAUUGAAAGAAGCUCUCCAGCUCCUUCCAAUUCAACUACUGUUAAUCUUUCUCAAACACACAAACACAGCCUACUUAAAAGCUGCCCUUCUUGUGGUCACCAGAUCAAAUGCCAAGAUCAGGCGAGAAUCCAUGAUUUGCCAGGGCUACCUGCUGGAGUGAAGUUUGAUCCAACUGAUCAAGAGCUGCUUGAGCAUUUGGAAGGAAAAGUCAAGUCUGAUGCUCGUAAGCUUCAUCCUUUAAUCGAUGAGUUUAUCCCCACAAUUGAAGGAGAGAAUGGAAUUUGCUACACUCACCCACAAAAGUUGCCAGGAGUCAGCAAAGACGGUUUGGUUCGCCACUUUUUCCAUCGACCAUCCAAAGCAUACACAACAGGAACAAGAAAAAGAAGAAAGGUACACACAGACGCCGAAGGUGGCGAGACCCGGUGGCACAAAACCGGCAAGACUAGACCAGUUUUUGUUGGUGGAAAGGUGAAAGGAUACAAGAAGAUUCUAGUGCUUUACACCAAUUAUGGGAAGCAAAGAAAGCCAGAGAAGACCAAUUGGGUAAUGCACCAAUAUCAUCUUGGUAAUAACGAGGAAGAGAAAGAUGGAGAACUCGUGGUUUCCAAAGUUUUUUACCAAACACAGCCUAGACAAUGUGGUUCUUCCAUGAAAGACUCUCCUCCUAGUUCAAAAUUAAAGGGACAAAGUGGCCAUGAAGUUGCUAAUAGCCUUAAGAAUUCUACUCUUGUUCAUGAGUAUUAUAAUCCUUCUUUCAUUUCUUUUGAUCAGAGUAGCCAAACAAGAGUAAAUCCUCCACAACUGCUUCCUCAUUUUGCAGCCCAUGAUGGGUCUUCUUUCAUUCCUUGAAAAAUAAAAGCAGCAGAUGAUUUGGUGGUGGAGAGCACGAGUUCCAAUUAUUGUGGAAUUAAAGUGAAAUAAAUUACCAAAAAAGAAAAUUAAGAUUGUUAAAAUUAGGGCAAAAGGGAACAUGGGAAAGAGUAAGGUUUCUUUAGGUAAAGAGUAGAAGCCAUAGCUAAAACUUUUUCUUUUUGUUUCUUGUAAUUUGGGUUUUUUUGUGAACAUAUGAAUGGCUUUGUACAGUGUGAGGAAGAUGUAAAUUUCACAUGGGGUCAUGACCCUUUUUCUCCGAGCAUGUGUUAACUUUGGAAACUGUACAAAGAGGAUUCUUACCAUGAAAAUAUUCCAACUAGUUUUAUGCUUUUUAUUCGUUUCUUGCA